Solanum verrucosum is the source of this 1371-nucleotide messenger RNA. Its product is annotated as E3 ubiquitin-protein ligase PUB23-like. Lineage: Eukaryota; Viridiplantae; Streptophyta; Magnoliopsida; Solanales; Solanaceae. Gene Ontology annotation, molecular function: ubiquitin protein ligase activity. Gene Ontology annotation, biological process: protein ubiquitination. The record is from RefSeq and is a predicted model, not a curated record. The transcript is spliced from 2 exons. Bases 43 to 1350 code for a protein of 435 amino acids.
UAAAAUAUUUGAUCAGGGGUGGAGGGAUCACGACCAACUAAUAUGGAAGAUGUUGAAGUUCCGGAUUAUUUCCUUUGUCCAAUAUCAAUGCAACUAAUGAGGGAUCCGGUUACAACAUCAACCGGAAUAACCUAUGAUAGGGAGAACAUAGAGAAAUGGCUAUUCAAGUGCAAGAACACAACUUGUCCCAUAACCAAACAAGAGUUGUUGACCAUGGAUCUUACCCCAAAUCACACUCUUCGUCGUGUGAUCCAAUCUUGGUGCAUCAUGAAUUCUUCCCAUGGUGUUGAAAGGAUUCCUACUCCAAAGUCUCAAGUAACAAAAUCAUAUGUUCUAAAACUCCUUAAAGAAGCCAUGCAAUCCCAAGAAAUGCAACUUUCUUGCUUGAGGAAACUUAAAUCUAUUGUUCAUGCAAGUGAGAGCAACAAGAAAUGUUUACAAUCAUGUGAGGUUGUAGAUUUCUUAGCUUCAAUUAUAAUGAAGCAAGAAGUGGCUUUUAUUCAAGAUUCAGAGUUCAGGAUCAAUUCCGAAUCAUACAAGUUGAGUUGUGAUAAUAGUCAGACACCACUUGUACUCGAGUACUUCACUACUAAGGCAAGUGAUGAAGCAUUGGAUAUUCUUUUCCAUCUUAAUCCCUCCGAUGAAACCCUAAAAAAGUUCGUCUCCAAAGACAAUGGAGACGAACUUUUCUUAGAUUCUUUAUUGUAUUUCUUGAAAUGUGAGAAUUACCAAUCUCGAGACUAUGCAAUAAUGCUAUUAAAAUCAGCAUUCAAUGUGGCUGAUCCAUGCCAAUUAAUUGGUGCAAAACAAGAAUAUUUUAAAGAAAUAUUGUUAUUUUUGAAUAACAAACUAAUCUCACAACAAGCUACAAAGGCUUCACUUAAAUUACUAGUGGAACUUUGUCCAUGGGGUAGAAAUAGAAUCAAAGCAAUUGAAGUUGGAGCUAUAUCAACCCUAAUUGAGCUUCUUCUUGAUACAAUAGAAAGAAGAUCUUGUGAAUUAAUCCUUACAAUUUUACACCAACUUUGUAGUUGCGCUGAGGGCCGGGCUGAGUUAUUGAACCAUGGGGCAGGAAUAGCCAUUGUUUCCAAGAAAAUACUUAGGGUUUCACAAGUAGCAAGUGAUAGAGGAGUGAGGAUACUUUGUUCCAUUUCAAAAUUUUCAGCAACUUGUAAGGUUCUUCAAGAGAUGUUGCAAGUGGGAGUGGUGUCAAAGUUGUGUUUGGUGAUUCAAGUGGAUAGUUGUUCAAAGACCAAGGAAAAAGCAAAAGAAAUUCUAAGGUUACAUUCUAGGGUUUGGAGAGAUUCUUCUUGUCUUCCUCCUCAUUUACUCUCUUCUUAUCCUUCAUAAAGAAAAUUAUAAUGUUGUUGU